AUGUCACCCACCCCUACGGUACCUGAGAAGGAUGCUGCUGACAAAGGGCGUGCGCCUUCCACCUCCUCGUCGCCAGUGGUGCUUGGCCCUUUCGAGGACUUAUUGGACCUACAGAACAAGACUGACCUCAAUGGCGAACAAGCUGCUGAUGGUGUCGCUGAUCCUGCUGACAAGGAAGGUGAAGAAGAGGCCGCUGAAGGAGAGGCUGAUGCUGAUGCGGACGCGCAGGAGGACGAUGGUGCCUCGUCAGAUCAGGCUCCAGACGAUGACGAGGAUGGUUACCUGAGUGACGACUCCGACGAGCACCUGGAACCAGCUUCGCUCGGCAGCAUUAUCGCUUUGAAAAGAUUCUCACUGACCUUGCUGGUGCCGUUUAACAGGAAGCUUGAAGUCAAGCGGACUGCUGUAACUGUGGCUGCCUUGCUGGAAGAAUGGAAGGAUCAGCUGUCGCCAGAUGCGUUGCAGACAACAACUUACCAGGAACUUACAGCGACCUAUUUCUCUGGCACACGCUAUGGUCGUCUUCAAGUUACCUUCAACCACGUCCGCGAUGCAAAUUUCGUUUGGAGUCAAGUCAUCAGACACGAGUGCGUGAAUGGCGACAUUGUCGACUUUACCUGGCAGCACCCUGAAGAUGCGCGUUUCCUUCGUGAGCGCCUGCUGAACCCGACGGCGAAGGAGGUUGUUGUCAAAGGAGUUCCUGCGGACAUUACUGCUGAGCUGAUUCGUCACCUGCUGGUGGUGUCGAAGCUGGUUAAGCGCGGUCGGAGUGCUUUCGCCAGCGGUUUCGGCUUUCAUCGUACCGUCGAUCCGGUGACUGGGCUGGACACCGACCGUAUCCGCGGUCUGUUUGUCCCCCACGCUGACGAUGAGUACCGCUGGAGGUACUUUGUGGAGGACCCGUCGACUGGCAGGCGCUACAUGCUGCACUACCCAUCGCUUACCUGCGAGCUAUGCAGCGGCCAGCACCUGUCCCGCUACCACGAUCAUUAUGUUACCUCGAGGCAGGAGAACUUCACCAACUGGAACCUGUCGGUCAAAAAGGUUCAUGACAUGAACGCGGCUUCCCUGAAAGCCACAGCGUCUCUGACGCGCAUCUUGAAAGACCCCGCAGUCAUACUCACCUCUACAGGAGGUGUGCGGGAGGAGUGGGUAUGCGUACAGACUGUAUGCGAGAAGGCUCAAGGGAACCGGUUCGAGCAGGCGGCGGCUCAUGUCGCUUCUGCCAGGCACAAGGGAGGGCUGAAAAAGGAAGGUGCUGCAACGCGUGUCAGCAAACAUUCUCAGAAGAUGGCUGCUUUCAAAAAGGAGUUCAUGGCCACACCGGCAAAGAAGUGA
Closterium sp. Naga37s-1 is the source of this 1338-nucleotide messenger RNA. The record is from the annotation of a GenBank genome assembly. Lineage: Eukaryota; Viridiplantae; Streptophyta; Zygnematophyceae; Desmidiales; Closteriaceae.